This is a messenger RNA of Daphnia pulicaria, 3193 nucleotides long. RefSeq lists its product as uncharacterized. The coding region runs from base 173 to 3127 and encodes 984 amino acids. NCBI's taxonomy places the organism in Eukaryota, Metazoa, Arthropoda, Branchiopoda, Diplostraca, Daphniidae. Gene Ontology annotation, molecular function: DNA binding; ATP hydrolysis activity; DNA clamp unloader activity. The record is from RefSeq and is a predicted model, not a curated record. The transcript has 6 exons. Gene Ontology annotation, cellular component: nucleus.
ACAGCGUAACGCAGAUAGAGCGGGACUUCUUCUGUUGAUUUUUUCCUUGGGCCAUUGUUCCUUGUGCGAGCCUUGUUAAACUUUAUCGUAGCACUUUUUUUUUUAUUGUUUUCUCCAUCAUGAAAUCCUGCCCUUAACUUGUGGCCCAAUCGAUUUUCCAUUUCAGUACGCCAUGUCUAAUCGUAAUUUGAUGCACUAUUUCAGUCCCAAUGUCACAAUUAAGCCGCCAGACGAACUGACAAGUUCUCUUGCUGCCGACGACGUCCCGAGAGACGGAGUCGAAACUGCCGUUCAAAGUGUUACUAAACGUCCCCGGACUGCGAAAAUUAGCUCCGUUGCUGUCGACGACGACGACGACGACUUUGAGAAUGAUACCAUUUUGCCACCUCAGUAUGGCAACUCCAUCACAAAGUACUUUUCUCCUGUUGACAGGCAAGCUGUCACAAGAAAGCACAAAAAGCCUUGCGUAAUGACAGUGCAAGUCCAAGUUCAUGGAUCCCCCCAAAAGAAGGGCUGUAAAGCUCCUGCUGCUGUCAAGAAGGUGCAGAGAAAGAAGAAACGAAAGAUUGGCAUUCCAAGUGCCCUGGCUGACACAAUAGAGCUUGUUUCGUCUGAAGAGCUUAUGACGGAAUCCAGUCCAAGUCCUGAAGUGAUGGUUGACGUCAAGGAUCCAGAUCCAGUACAGCCCCAAACACGAAAUUCACAGUGGAAGAUGAAAAUUUGCCUUUCAGGCAAUGUCAAGGUCUCCGAUGACGACCAGGAGAGCGACUCCAAAGAAGGACCGAGACGCAGCACAAGAAUACGCGUCAAACCGGUUGCUCUGCGAGACGAGCCUGAAGAGGAGCUGGUUGAACCUAAACAAAUCUCAAAGAAAAAACGUAAAAAAGGAGAAAUGAAGGGAAAAGCCAACAGUGAGGAUGAAUUGGUGAUCCUUUCUGAAGAUAUCGCUCCGAUUUUCCUCAAGAAAAAGUGGGAAGAGGAAGCGCGAGCUGUGAAAAAAGCAAAGCAAGAGUUCCUGUUUAGUGGCGUUCCAGAGGUGCUGAAGCAGCAAACCGCUGCAUUGGCAGCCCUUGAGCAGCGCCCAGUUGAGAUUUUCCCCAAAAUUAGUCACGUAACACAGGCCGGCUCUCAGCCGUGGCGACUUCCCUAUCCCGAAUCGCUUGUGUUGCGGAAAAGCCUUCCACAUUCGAAGAAGAUCAAUCGACCCACAACUUUUGCAUCCAGCUUGAACUCGAAUGCUGGUAGUAUCAACUCGGCUUGCAAUCGAUCGAUAUCCCCCAAACAAGCAUCUUAUCUCGAGUGGCGUUUUUGUAAAGAGUGGAUCACUCGGAUGAAAGAAGACCAUUCUCUAUCCUUUCCUUUCUUCCGAACUCUCCGAACUUUGCUUCCCAGAGCUAACAUGGAAAGGGAUGGCGACAGAGACUUGCCGUGGACAGAUGCCUACGCUCCCAAGCAAUCGGCUGACAUCUUAGCCAAUAACCGCAUGUCCUCCCAACAGUUGAAGAAUUGGUUAAAUCAGUGGAAACUAAGAGCAGGCGAGGAAGUCGCUGCUCCGCCCAAGAAAGUCUCGAAAAAGGUUGGAAAGAGGAAAAGGAUAGCGUCGGACUGCACAGACUCGGAGGAUGCCGUCGUUGAUGAAAAAUCGAAUUCAAGUUGGAACCCAGAAGAAGAGGAACUCUGUAAUUGUGUUCUCUUGGUGGGACCUGCCGGUUGCGGGAAGACGGCCACCGUUUACGCCUUGGCUGAAGAGUUGGGGUACAACGUUUUGGAAGUCAAUGCAUCCUCGAGGAGAAAUGGCAAGACUCUUCUUUCACACCUUCACGAGGCUACCCAGUCACACUCGCUUAACAAUAACGGCAAUGCCGUCAGUAGCAGUAUGGGCAAAAUGUUUUUCGGUGGCGCUAAAGCUGCACCCAAACCUGCCCGCACAGAAAUUAAAACGGCCUUAUCUCUCGUACUUUUCGAAGAUGUUGAUAUUGUUUUCGAAAUGGAAGAUGAAUCUUUCUACAACGCUUUGACUACAUUGAUCCAGACCAGCAAGCGGCCCAUUGUCCUGACACUAGGCUCGACCGAGGAACGAGCUUUGACACAAAUUCAGGACAAAAUUAAAAGCUAUUUUGAUAUUUUCUAUUUCUUGAGUCCAGAUCAGUCGACUGCCUGUGGUUAUUUGUGGAGCGUGUGUCUAGCUGAAGGCUAUCCCCUGGAAUGGAAAGCACUGGCCGAUUGGGUGGGAAGCCGAGGUGAAUUAGACCUCGAUCUUCGCUCCCUUUUGCUGAAUUUACAGUUCCUCUUGCAGUCUCAUCCGUUGCGGUUAAAGUUGAACUUUAAUCAAUUGCAGCUUAAGAAUGACGAAGAAGACAGCAAUAAUGGAAGUAGGAUUUGGAAACCAUCCAGCAAUUCCUCAGACUCCAGCCCAAUUCAGCUUAUUGAACUUCCUAUUUUCGGGAAACUCUGCGAGUGGCCCUACGCUUCUGCCCCGAGGUCUUCGAGGUUCACUUAUGAUGCGGAUUCCGAUUCUGUUCUCAUUGUCAAGAGGAAGACGAAGAAAAAGUUCUCACGAAUUCUCUCGAACGAUAGCCUUGUUGAUCCCGACAGUGCCGAAGAAACAAUACAAGUCGAUGAGACAUCAUCAUCAAAGAAGGAAGGAGCGAAUGGAGAUUUGACGCGCCUCGCUCGAUGCCUGGAAUUCCGCUCUGGCAAGGAACUGUUCAGUUCUUGUCUCGCCAGGGAUGAUUUAUCUUGGAACGACGAGAGUUUGUUGUAUGAAAUCCAGCAGUUUAUGUCUGAUCGAUGCAGUCAGCUAAUGGAGAAAGAUUUGAGUCACAUGACACAAACGUCUCCUCAAGACUUCUUAGUGGAAUUACAGUACGACAAAGUGACAAAGAGUGCAAAUCAAGUUGUACUUCAGUGCUCAAUACCAAGAAGUGUUUUACUAAAUCGUCGCAGUCAUUCAGCCGACGUCCUGCCUUACCUCCGGUCGUUCGUGCGCUCCGAUUUAGAACGUUCCGUAGUUAAACGACGUCGCAAACAGCGUUCACGAAUGGAAGCUCCAACAAUUCGAUUGCCUACACUCGACUUGGUUCUUUCCACCACAUCUGCCAUUCGUCUGGCCAAUAACUUUUUUUAAGCUGACGGUCAUGUGUUUUCCUUUGUAUAAACUUCAAGCGUAAUAGAUUUUACUAAUAAUUUUCUA